Penicillium alfredii is the source of this 1227-nucleotide messenger RNA. RefSeq names its product protein geranylgeranyltransferase type I subunit CDC43 (gene cdc43). The coding region runs from base 1 to 1227 and encodes 408 amino acids. The record is from RefSeq and is a predicted model, not a curated record. NCBI's taxonomy places the organism in Eukaryota, Fungi, Ascomycota, Eurotiomycetes, Eurotiales, Aspergillaceae. The transcript is spliced from 5 exons. Gene Ontology annotation, biological process: protein geranylgeranylation. Gene Ontology annotation, molecular function: CAAX-protein geranylgeranyltransferase activity. Gene Ontology annotation, cellular component: CAAX-protein geranylgeranyltransferase complex.
AUGGCCGAGCCGCGCUUCAACACCGAGCGCCAUGUCAAAUACUACCUGCGAUGUCUCAAGACCUUCCUGCCGACUCUCUAUACCUCCAAUGACUCGAAUCGCAUGCUCCUUGCCUACCUCACCCUUUCCGGUCUCGACGUACUCGGGGUCCUCCACAGCAAAACGACUGCUGAAGAGCGACAAGGGUACAUCGACUGGAUCUACCACUGCCAGGUGCCUUCGGGUGGUUUUCGCGGGUUUCCAGGCACAGAUUUUGGCUUAGAGAGCCGAACAACCGAGAAUGAAGUGUGGGACCCGGCCAAUAUUCCCGCGACGUUUUUUGCCCUGGUCAACUUGCUCAUUCUGGAGGAUGAUCUGGAGCGCGUGAAGCGAAAAGAGUGUCUCCAGUGGCUCCCCAAGGUGCAACGCGCUGACGGGAGUUUUGGCGAAGUGCUCGGUCCAGGUGGGCGAGUGGAGGGUGUCCGCGACCUGCGAUAUUGCUGCUGCGCCGCGGGAACGCGGUAUAUUUUGCGAGGGAAGGCUGGUAAGGGACUGGAGGAUGUGGAGGACAUCGAUGUACCAAAACUGGUUUCGUUUAUUGGGGCGUGUCAGACCUAUGACGGCGGCAUGGCUGAAUCCCCUUUCCGGGAAUCUCAUGGCGGCCACACAUAUUGCGCGAUUAGCUCGCUAGAUUUCCUGAACCGGGUAUCUAACGACGUUAAAUCAGUGCCGCUGCUCUCGUUUGGCUCUAAAGAAAAUGAAGCCUUGCUUGCGUGGCUGGUUUCAAGGCAGACAGCUAAAAUUAGCGAGAGCGAGCUGGACGAAGAUGGGAGCGAUACUCAGGAUGAACAAUCAAUUGACACUAUAGAGGCAGACUCCCGGAUCAGUGCGCUACCGGAUAUUCAAUCUAUAAGCGCUGAUACCAUACUGUACGCCGGCUUCAACGGCCGGUGUAAUAAGAUCGCAGACACUUGCUAUUCAUUCUGGAACGGAGCAACCCUGCGGAUGCUGGACCGGUACUCUUUGAUUGAUGGGGAUAGUAAUCGGCGAUACCUCCUUGAGAAGACACAACAUAUGGUUGGUGGUUUUGGGAAAGGGAUCGGGGAUCCGCCAGAUCUUCUCCAUUCAUACUUUGGCAUGGUGUCGUUGGCUUUUCAGGGUGAGGCCGGGCUAAGCCAGGUCGAUCCCACGGUGGUGACUAGCAAGCGGACGGUGCAGCACCUAGAGUCACUGCCGUGGUGGCAAUGA